Tigriopus californicus is the source of this 2727-nucleotide messenger RNA. RefSeq lists its product as uncharacterized. Lineage: Eukaryota; Metazoa; Arthropoda; Copepoda; Harpacticoida; Harpacticidae. The record is from RefSeq and is a predicted model, not a curated record. Bases 1112 to 2647 code for a protein of 511 amino acids. The transcript has 7 exons.
UGCUCAUACCCUCAUGACAGGGCUACAAAAAUGGACGAUCGUAGCUACAUCGCUUGAGGAGCUUAUUUUCAUUUCACCCAAAAAGUGUCGGGAGUGCCAAUCGACAUCGUCAAGAUCCUCCAAGGUCCCGUUCAAAAAGUCGAGCUCUUCGCACUGCAAUCAUCAUCGAAACCGAUCUCGUCUGUCUGCAUCUGUGUACUAUGCAUUACUCACGCAUACACGUUCUGGUGCAUACUACGUGCUUGAGUCCAUUCCGAGAUUUCUGUAUUCUCUCUCGAAUUUGAAGUGCGAGCAGGUAGAUAGAUACGUAGAUAGAUAGACAGACAGACCAAGAAUAUGAUUCAGAUGACAUUACGAAACCCAAUGGAGAAAUAAUUGCGCUGGAAUUCAAUCCCGAAACUAGUCCAGGGUCGUGGAUGAUGAUCCAUAGUCGAGUACGGAUUCCUCUGGAGAAGUGAACAUGAACUUGAUCAUGAAACCAAACAAAGACCGACGACCAAGUUGUGGACGAAAAACCGAGAAAUACCACGUUGAACGUUGAGUUGGGAACAAACGAUGAUUUGGGAAACAUUUCGAACCGGAAAUCGCGGUUCACCACCCACACAGAGACAAAAUCAAGACCCAAGACGAUCACAAAGUCACAACGACGACGACGACGACGGUUUUUUUGAGCCCGGCAAGAAACCAUCGCUUAAGUUCUUAUCUUGACUACUCAACACACGGUUUGAAUGAAUUUCAAAACGGACCAAAGAAAACGUCAACCCCAGGCCUAUGGAGUUUUCUUUGGUAAUGAACGCAGCAGAGAUCCAAUCAUCUCCAAAUUUGAGACCACGAUGAGAACGUCCGCCACCUCAACUUUCGUAUUGAAUGACUCCUUAAUUUCACAAUUGAUCGUCUCACAACAACAUUAUGGUUACCCCUAAGACGUCAGUAGUGAAUGAUUGUUUCAUAAGUGGAUUGUGGAGGUAGCUGAUGUUUGUUCGUCACGCUUAUCAGAUUCAUCACCCAAAGCACGCAGAAAGGCGCAAUUAGAUCGGGAUGCUGGCAUUUGAGGCAGGUAAUCAAUUCAGGCAAUGACAAUCCAGCCUCAGUUGAAGGGUUUCAUCCCAACAUGGGAUCCAAACUCAAAGCCUACACGUUAUUUGGGUUCACUCUGGUGGUCACGACCUUGGCCAUUUUGGGCGUGGUCACGGGGCUGAUCCUGACGGAAAAUCGAGGACCAGGCCCUUGGCCUCAAGUCAACCACUUCCAGACGGUUUGGUAUUGCUUAGUUUUGUCGUUCGUGGCCAUUCAAUCGAUCAUUAUCCAAGCCACACCUGAUAUCAUCGACUCAGGGCCUUCCAAGGCCUGGAUUCUCCUGGACAAUGUCUACUAUGGAUUCAUUCUGGUGCUCUCUCUCAUUCACUGCAUCUCCUGGGCGGUCUUUGGACGGGCAGAUCUGGCCAUCAUAUCAGCCUUCACCAUCCUUCUGGCCGCAUCCAAUGCCUUCCUCCAAAGUUUCCGCUUUCACCAAGCCACAUUGGCUCGACCCGACAACAGAUUAAAACCCGAUUCAUCGAGAUCCAUCGUGGCCAUGGUGGCCCUGGGACUGAAUUCGACGUUAAAGGCCUUGUUCUUGGUGAUAUGUGUCCUCUUGUCGCUUGGAUCCAUUGUUCACUCGCUUGGAUUGGCACAAUAUCCAAUCAUACCGGGAAAGUAUCUCACGUAUUCUUUGGACGAGGCUCACACGCAGACAAUCUAUUAUCGGUGCGAAGGCAACACCACCGAUCUGCCUCCGAUCAUUUUUGAAAGCGAUGGUUCUCAUGGUUUGGGCGAUUGGUUGGGAAUCCUGAACGCCAUGGAGGGACGCCAUCGGAUUUGCGUUUGGGACAAACCCGGACUCGGUUUCUCGGAUUACAUGCGUUUUGAUCAAGAGCAACCCAUACAAUUCUAUCAUGAGCUCAUUCAGGCCUUGGCCAGACAAGAACCGGAGUUUGCGCCUCCUUAUGCUUUCGUUGGGUGGGGAGGAGGAUUGAAUGUGAUCUACCAGUAUGCCUUGGACCAUCCUGAGAAUGUUCAUUCUUUGAUCAAUUUGGACGGGGCACUUGAAGGGGUCGAGUUCCGCUUGCCAGCCAUCAUCAAUAACUUGACCGAAACCCAAGCUCAAGAGCAGUUUGAAGCCGAUAUGAGAGGCCGCUUUCAAACAUUUUCCCUCAUCAAUGGACUCGGGAUUCCAUUUGGAUUGGUCCAAUUCUUUAUUUCCAAAUUGCCAGUAAACGAUCAAUGGCCUCCACGUCAAGUUGAGGAACAAGCCUGGUAUUUUGGAACGGAGAAAACCUGGAUCACUCAAUAUUGGUUCGCUCGGCAGAUUUCUCGGACUCCGCCCAGCAUUUUCGAGCAAAGCAUAAGGGCUCCGGUCCAUAUCAUCUUGACCCACCAAUCUGAGGAACAAGUGGAUACCUUGGUUUGUCAACCCCGGAAUUUGACUUUGGAAGCGUGUCAAUUCGAGAAGGAUUACAACCGAAUGAUUUACGAGGAAAAAUUGGCCUAUUUCCCUCAAAAUGGAGGCCACACCGUGGAGUGCACAAUGGACGAGUGUAAUCUGGGAUUUUACGUAUUUACCAAUUCUUCUUACACGGUCCAAACGGUUUUGGAUCUCCUGCAAUGAAAUCUACAGCGAAGCACUUUCUUAAACAUGUGCCAUCUUGAGGGAAUAAAUACACAGGCUGUUCUAUAAGAACUAUGUAA